AUGGGGAGUGCAUACAAUGUUAAGCAUCGUGGUGGAAGUGGCAAGGCUCAAAACCAGAAUGACUUUAUACUUCUUGCAGGUCCAUUGACGAAAAGUUUUUGUAAAAACUUGAGCGCAAAUCAAGCAGCUAGUCAGUCUGUUGUUUCAGAAAGAGCAGAUGUCUUCGACUGCAGUCUCACGCUGCCCUCAAAGCUCAGAGACCACUUCCAGUAUCUUCAGAGUCAGGGGGUGACGCACUACAAGGUGCCCCUCUCCUGGUCCCACAUCCUCCCCACAGGAGACCCCAGUCGGCCCCAUCGGGACACAGUGAGCUGCUACAGGACCCUUCUGGAGCAGCUGACUGAAUCAGGCCUGCAGCCCCUGGUGGUCUUACACCGCUCAGCUGUUCCAGAGGGACUUAGGGCCACACUUGGGGACUGGGACAGUCCUCAACUGCCAGAGGCCUUUGAGCGUUAUGCAGAAUUUGUGUUUGCAGAGUUCCGAGACUCGGUCAAGUACUGGAUCACAUUCAGUCAUCUUGAUGAACUGAGUGAGAGUGGAGGGCUUACAGAUCCAAAUUUACCUUCUCUGGAAAACAUCCUCCAAGCUCACAUCAAGGUUUAUAAACUAUUCCAUCGCUUAUCAAUCAACAGGGAACAUCAACUUGUGGGCUAUGACAUUGUUGAUCUGUAUGGAGAUGGUCCACUGAACAACGAGGCAGCAAGGUCUCCAUCGAAAGAUGCUUCCAGUGAUCGGGAAAUAGACGCUUUUACCACCACAUAUGGAAAGAUUUUGACAAAAUUCAGUGCUCAGUCCCCAUCUGAGCGUGAUAACUUCCUGAUUGGAUCAUUUCCUGCGGGCUUUCAGUGGGCCGUCUCCAGUGAGUCUUUCAAAGUGGAGGGCGGCUGGUCUGAAGAUGGCAAAGGGGAAACAAUAUGGGACCGUUUUGGACACCAGGGUCAUGUGUUUGAUAACCAGACUGCUGACCUGGCUUGUGACAGCUACAACAAGGUGGACUAUGAUGUGUACCUGCUCAGAGGUCUAGGCACCGACACCUUUCAGUUUUCCAUAUCUUGGGCCCGAAUCUUCCCCACUGGCCUCAGGGGGAGCCUGUCAGAGAAAGGAGCCCUUUAUUAUGAUAACCUCAUCAACACGCUCCUUCAGUCAAACAUAGAGCCUGUUGUCACCCUUUAUCACUGGGACCUUCCUCAGGCCUUGCAAGACAAUGAAGGCUGGACGAAUCCCAAAAUUGUGGAGGCUUUUAAAGACUUUGCAGACUUUUGCUUCUCCAGAUUUGGAGACAGAGUGAAGACCUGGAACACCUUCAGCAGUCCGUGGGUCGUGAGCCACUCUGGUUAUGGCACUGGUCAGCAUGCACCAGGAGUCACGGACCCAGUAAUAUCAUCCUAUCAGGUGACCCAUAACAUACUCAAGUCCCAUGCUGAGGCCUGGCAUGUCUACAAUGAUAACUACAGGACACAGCAGAAUGGGAUAGUGGGGAUAGCUCUGAACUCAGACUGGGCUGAGCCUCUGAACGUCACCAGUCCUCAGGACACUGAGGCAGCUGAACGCUACCUGGACUUCAUGCUGGGCUGCUAUGCACACCCCAUAUUUGUGAAUGGAGACUAUCCAGCAAAGUUCAAGGCUCAGAUUGAAAAGAAAAAGAAAGAAUGUCUGACCAAUGAGGUAGCAAGACUUCCCGUGUUCACAGAAGCUGAGAAACUGCGGAUCAAAGGAACAGCAGAUUUCUUUGGGCUGAACCACUACACCACCCGUCUAGUAAAUGGGAGUAGCGGACAGUGUGUUCCAGGACCUCAUGGUGUUGGAGACUUCCAGUCUCACGUUGACCCCAACUGGCCAACCAUAGACUCUGACUGGAUUCACCCAGUGCCAUGGGGACUUCGACGUCUGCUGGAGUACAUCUCAGCACAGUACACAGUCACCAAAGUGCCAAUACACAUUACUGGAAAUGGGAUGCCAAUGUACUACAAUGGUGAAAGCUUCAAUGACACAGACCGUAUUAACUUCUUAAACAGUUACAUCAAUGAAGUACUGAAGGCCAUAAUUAUUGACGGAGUGGACAUUAAGAAGUACACAGUUCAGUCCCUAAUGGAUGGUUUUGAGGGUCCACAAGGCUAUAGCCAAAGAUAUGGUUUGCAUUAUGUCAACUUUGAAGACUCAAGUAGACCUAGAACACCCAAAGCAUCUGCAUACUUCUAUGCUCAUGUAAUUGAAAUGAAUGGCUUUGAAGAAGUUAGAUCAGUUUCAUCUGUUCCGAAGUUACAGACCACCAGAAAAAAUCCAGCCUUGCCCCCCUCCAAAGUGCCCUCCACAGCUAAAGUGGUUUGGGAGAAGUUUUCACAUCAAACCAAGUUUGAAAAAAAGCGUUACCACUACGGAACAUUCCCUGAAGGAUUCCAGUGGGGUGUCUCUUCGUCAGCCUAUCAGAUUGAAGGUGCGUGGAACACAGAUGGAAAAGGAUCAAGUGUAUGGGACACAUUCACUCAGAAGCCUGGGAGCAUCCCAAACAAUGAGACUGGCGAUGUGGCAUGUGACAGUUACAAUAAGGUGGAAGAGGAUCUCUACAUGCUAAGAGCUCUAGGAGUGAAGUCCUACAGAUUUUCCUUGUCCUGGUCAAGAAUAUUUCCGAAUGGCCAUAGAUCCUCUAAGAAUCAGAAGGGAGUAGAUUAUUAUAAUAAACUGAUCAACGGUCUAAUUGCCAAUAACAUCACCCCAAUGGUGACUCUCUACCACUGGGAUCUUCCUCAGGAACUACAGGACGUUGGUGGAUGGGAAAAUCUCAACAUGAUUGACAUCUUCAAUGACUUUUGUGACUUCUGCUUUGCCACCUUUGGUGACAGAGUCAAGUUAUGGAUCACAUUCAACCAACCUUAUACCAUUGCUUGGUUUGGUUACGGACUUGGCCUGUAUCCUCCCAAUUCUAAAGAUCCAGGAUACGCCCCUUACAAAAUUGCACACGAUCUCCUCAAAGCUCAUGCAAAAGCAUAUCACACCUAUGAUGUUAAGUACAGACCAACUCAAGGAGGACUGGUGUCCAUCAGCCUCAAUGCAGAUUGGAUUGAGCCAAAAGAUCCCAACACCCCUCGACAGGUAACUGCUGCUGACCGAGCCCUCCAGUUCCAGCUGGGCUGGUUUGCCCACCCCAUCUUCAAAAAUGGCGACUACCCUGAUGCCAUGAAAUGGCAAGUUGGCAACAAGACUGAUCUUCAGAGACUUGGAAAGUCUAGAUUACCUAUAUUUACUGACCAGGAGAAAGCUAGUAUCCAAGGAACGGCUGAUUUCUUUUCCAUCAAUGCCUACACUUCCAAGAUGGUACAUCAUGUGACCACAUCACUGAAGCCUGCAUCCUAUGAAACAGACCAAGAUUUGGGUAGAGAGAAUGUUGAUCACUCAGUGAACACAGCUAUUGAAGAUCAAAAAGCAGUACCAUGGGGUUUGAGAAGACUUUUAAAUUGGAUUAAGGAGGAGUAUGCAAAUCCUGAUAUCUAUAUCACAGAGAAUGGCGUAGCUACAGACUCUGAGACAACUGUUGAUGACCCAGACAGAAUAUUUUUCUACAAGACAUACAUUGAUGAAGCUCUUAAAGCAUAUAGCUUAGAUGGAGUAAAUGUCAAGGGAUUCAUGGCCUCCUCACUAAUGGACUCAUUUGAAUGGCUUAACGGCUACAAGGUGGGAUUUGGGCUUCAUCACAUCGAUUUUCAAAACCCAUCCCGCCCAAGGACCCCUAAGUAUUCUGCACAUUACUAUCACCAGAUCAUAAAAGACAAUGGUUUUCCACAACCAAGCGGUGAUAAUGUCCUGUAUGGCCGUUUCCGUGAGGAUUUUGCCUGGAGCACAUCAACAGCAGCGUUUCAGAUUGAAGGGGGCUGGAGAGCAGAUGGGAAAGGUUUAAGCAUCUGGGACCAGUUCUCCCACACACCUUUAAGAGUAGGAGAUGACGAAAAUGGAGACAUUGCCUGUGACAGUUACAACAAGAUCCCAGAGGAUUUGGCCAUGCUCAAGACACUGAAGGUCAACCAUUACAGGUUUUCUAUCUCAUGGCCCAGGAUUCUACCUGAUGGGACCAAUAGCUUCAUCAACAAGCCAGGACUGGACUACUAUCAUCGUCUGGUAGACGCUCUGCUGGCUGCCAACAUUAAGCCUCAGGUCACCCUGUACCACUGGGAUCUUCCUCAAGCUCUGCAGGAUAUGGGUGGCUGGGAGAAUGACACUAUUGUUCAAAGGUUCCAGGAAUAUGCUGAUGUGGUCUUCAGCAGCCUUGGAGGCAAAGUGAAGUUUUGGAUCACACUGAAUGAACCCUAUGUUGUAGCCAAUCUAGGACAUGGCUACGGAGUUUAUGCACCUGGCAUAAGCCUUCGCCCAGGCACUCUCCCUUAUAUUGUGGGCCAUAACCUCCUGAAGGCCCAUGCUGAAGCCUGGCAUCUCUACAAUGACAAGUAUCGCGCCACACAGGGUGGCAUCAUCGGCGUUACCAUCAACUCAGAUUGGGCAGAGCCUCGCAACCCUUACAAGCAGGAGGACAUUGAUGCUGCCAGGCGAUACGUUCAGUUCUAUAUGGGCUGGUUUGCUAACCCCAUCUUCAAAGGUGAUUACAAUGAAGUGAUGAAGACCACCAUACGUGAAAGAAGCGAAGCUGCGGGACUUAACAAAUCUCGCCUUCCUGAAUUCACUCCAGAAGAGAUCAAGAGAAUAAAUGGCACUCAUGACUUCUUUGGACUUAACCAGUACACUUCAGUCCUGACUUUCCCAAAGACUUUUGAUAAAAACCUUCAAAUUUAUGAUGCAGAUAGGGGGGUGGGCACGGUUACGGACCGGUCCUGGCUGGACUCUGGCUCCCCGUGGCUAAAGAUGACUCCCACUGGAUUCAGAAAGAUCCUUAACUUCAUCAAGGAAGAUUAUGGAAACCCCCCCAUAUACGUCACAGAGAAUGGAGUCUCAGAACGAGGUCCAAUUGAUCUGAAUGACAGUCCCAGGGUUUAUUAUUAUGAAAACUACAUCAACAAUGCUAUGAAAGCAUUCCUGCUUGACGGUGUUGACCUCCGUGGUUACACAGCCUGGACCCUAAUGGACAACCUUGAAUGGGCACCUGGUUUUGCGGAAAGGUUUGGUCUGUUCUAUGUCAACCGUUCUGAUGUGUCUCUGCCUCGCCUGCCAAAGGAGUCUGCCAAGCGCUACUCAACCAUCAUCCACUGCAAUGGCUUCCCUGACCCCUCUGAGGGCCCUCAUGAAUGCCUCACCCCUGAAUCUGAGGGUAAAACGAUUGCCACCUUAUACCCCCCAGUGGUGAAGUUUCUGGGCAUGGAGGUGUCAAUUCCUGAUGCUGCGACGGCUCUGAACGUUCUUUUCAGCUUCUCCAUUAUUUUGGCUGCAGCUGCAGCAGUCAUGACCUAUCAGUGUUUCAGGGCAACUAAGAAGUCAAAACCUAUGACUGAAAAUAUCAGCAUGGCGAGUAAAUUCUAA
Sardina pilchardus (European sardine) is the source of this 5460-nucleotide messenger RNA. RefSeq names its product lactase/phlorizin hydrolase-like. The coding region runs from base 1 to 5460 and encodes 1819 amino acids. The transcript has 15 exons. NCBI's taxonomy places the organism in Eukaryota, Metazoa, Chordata, Actinopteri, Clupeiformes, Clupeidae. Gene Ontology annotation, biological process: carbohydrate metabolic process. Gene Ontology annotation, molecular function: beta-glucosidase activity. The record is from RefSeq and is a predicted model, not a curated record.